AUGUACAAGUGUGAAAAAGUGUGCAAGUGUGCAAAAGUUUGCAAGUGUUUGCAAGUGUGUGCAAAGUGCGUGCAAAUCGUGUCGGAGCCGUUAACAGUCGGUGACCUCGGCGGCUCGCGUCGACGCGGGUUAUCUCGAACACGAGACACGUGCCGGUGGCAAGGAGUGGGGAGCGGGAAUACCCAAGACGCGGGCUGCAGUUCCGCUAUAAACACCGUGCAGCGACAACAGCCGCGGUCAUUCCGAGACUGCGAGUCUUCCCGUCUCCCGUCUGCAACCGCUACGCUUCUGUUCGAGAUGCAGCCCGUGGGCAACGCGAGGUCGGCGCCGGUGCUGCUCCUGGCGGCGGCGGCGGUAGUGGCGGUGCUGGCCACGAGGGGCGCGCAGGCGCUGACCUGCCCCGAGGGCGGCUGCUCCGCGGUGACCUGCGACCCGGCCAUCACCGAGCAGAGCUGCGUCAACGGCCAGUUCCAGCGGCGCGGGUCGGCGUGCGGCUGCUGCGACAUCUGCAGGCCCCUGUCAGAUCUGAACGAGCCGUGUGAUGACGCGCGUCGUGUCCCAGUGGGCAUGCGGCCCUACGUCAUAUGCAGAGAUCCUCUAGUCUGCAAGUCCGGGAUUUGCAAGAAUCCGUAGAUAAAAAAAAAUUUUUUAAUGUUUUAAAGAAUUUUUGAUAUGUAACAGAGGGAAAAAAAAAUUAUGGAUGUAUUUUUUUCCGCAAAAUCUUUUAAAUUAUAGCUACUCAAACUGAUUUGUCACCAGACAAAAAAUAAACUUGAUAACACAAAAA
Molecule: messenger RNA, 787 nt
Organism: Bacillus rossius redtenbacheri
Lineage: Eukaryota; Metazoa; Arthropoda; Insecta; Phasmatodea; Bacillidae
Exons: 4
Coding region: 1-633 (210 amino acids)
Source: RefSeq, a predicted model, not a curated record